This is a messenger RNA of Pelobates cultripes (western spadefoot toad), 14548 nucleotides long. The record is from the annotation of a GenBank genome assembly. Lineage: Eukaryota; Metazoa; Chordata; Amphibia; Anura; Pelobatidae.
CACAGAGAGACAGUCACACAGUGAGUGCCAGCUAGAGAGACACAGAGAGACAGUGAGUGCCAGCUAGAGAGACACACAGAGCUGGAUAGAGACAGUCACAGAGAGAGAGAGUGAUACAUAGUUACAGAGCAGGAAGCAGUGUGGGUUGGAGGGGGCAGGGAGGAGGCUGGCUGUCUGGCUCCUUGUCACUGCCUGCGUCACUAGCCCAGGAGUUUUCCACUAACGAAAAGGCUGAGCUCCUGAUGAGAAGGAGUCAGAGCAGGAGGAGCCCUGCCUGGAGCAGCAUUCUCUGCAGCCUUGUCUAGACUAUGCGAGGGGAGCUGACCCAGGAGCUUGCACUCAGCUUAUGAUCUGCCAGAGGAACCAGGGGAAGGUAGGUACCGACCUGCUGCACACUGACUUGCUGAAAGCACUCCAUGGCAAGAGUGAGGGGAGGGAGGGGGGUAUUGGGGCAUUUAAAGGGGUCUGCACUGUCCCUUUAAGGACUUAGAGGGCAUGUUUAGAAUUUGUGCUGGGGGGUGCAGGGGGCUCUCUCCCGGUGGGCUGGUUAAUACUGUGAUGUUUUGUGACUCGGUGGAUGGCUGAGAGUGCUGGGAUAGCAGGCUGGCUGCUCUGGAAGGGCUGGAGCUGGGAUUCAUACUGUGUGCGGGGCUGCCGGUCUCUGCUAAGCGAAGCCAGCCAGCGCUGAGACUGAGCGCCGAUCGCCCUCUAGCGGUGGAAGGCGGUACUGCAGACAGCUAUUGCCUUUUCGUGUAACUCGAGUUUCUGUAUCAGGAAAGGAAUUUAAUGCACUUUGUGUUUGUUUUCACAAUAUCUCUGGAGCCGAUUGUUUGAUGGCAAUGUGUAUAUAUUUUAUAUAACUGUCUAUUUUUAUCGAUUCGUUGCCAUUAUCGUGGCUUGCCUAAUGAGUGGAAUAUUAAAAUUUUAUUUUUGAAAAAAAAUGUAUUUUUUUUUUUUUUUUAUAACUGUUUUACAUAACAUUCUAGUGGUUAGUUUUUAUUUGUUGUCAGUUAAGUAUUUUUAUAUUUUGGUUUUCUUCAUUUCUCUUGUAUUUUAAUUGGCGGUGUCUGAACUAUAAAUACCAACAUGUAACUUUAUACUGUGAGUGGAUUACACCACCUAUUGCCCUCAGCCAAAGGCAGUAGUGUUGGGAGUUGCAGUCUGUGCCCAGGGCUGUGUGUAUCGCUGUAUAGUGUGAUGAUCUUUCAGAUAUCAGUGGGAUUUUGGGGUCCCCUGGUGUAAUUAAAUUUGGGAGGGGGGAGGGGGGGGUCCUGUAAUCUCCCCCCCUCCCCCAGACCCAGCUAUUGUGACCAUCGCAGGUCAGAAGGGGAAUUUGAUGUUUGUUGAAACUUUGUAUCACAAAGCAAAAGUUUUUAGAGGGAAUAUUUUGGCGGUCUGUCCAUCACAGAGGGGGAGGUAGAAGAAGGAGGACCUCUGACGUAGGCAGACAAUAUUACAUCACUGGGUCUCUUUAAUUCCUGUAACCUGGUGACAUCAUCAUUCUGAUUCACAUUGGUUUCCUGCCAGUGAUGUCAUCAUUGCACUGAAUUCAGACAUUUACUGUUCCUGUGUUCAUACUGCCAUUGUAUACUCUGUAUUUUAUAUUGCUAUGUUAUAUCCAUGCUGUGGUGUUAAUUUUUUUUUUUUUUUUUUAUCCAAUUAAUUUAUUGAAUUGUAUUCUAUAUUUUUGCCAUUCUGUCUUCUGGAAUGAUAUGAAAUUGAUGAAGCCCUUCCAGCCCCCCAUAGCUGUUAGGUGAGAUGCUAAUAGUGUCCUUUAUUCAAGCUGGGAAUCUCUGUAGAGCUGAAUGCACAGAGCUCCCCUGGGGUAUUAACCCAUUCAGGACACAGGCUGGUCUCUCUCAUAAAACCAUUAACCCAUCUGGUGCCUGACACUUCCAGUAUGGUACUCCUAUCCACCUCUAGACCAGUCAGUACAUUAGAUAUUAUUCUGUGCUACAAGCUUAUUACUGUAUGUGAGUGACAAACAAGUGUGCUGACAAUUGUGUUGUUUUGAUUUAAUUAUUGUUUUUUGUACAUAACCUUUUUGUUAAAUGCAAUUGUGGUGUCUUGUGUAACCUGUGGACUUAUGUCAUUAGGCUAAUUGAAUACAAUGAGUGUGACCUUUUUAUGCCCAUGGCUAGUGUAGUUCCUGAUGUGAAUUAACACCUUCCCCCCCCCCUCCCCUGGCCUACAUUGUAUACUGUGGGAAUCCCUGUUAUCUCUCCAUAGACAAGACCCAUUGUAUGCAGAGUGCGAGGCCUGGGUGCCUAUCCUCUCAACCACACAGGUGCUAACUGGAGCUGGUAUUUACUAUCAGUGACAAUGCCAUGUAAUUAAUUAGUUCAUCAAUUCACUGCCACCUCCUAGUAUUGGGGAGAAAAUCCAAUCAAAGCUAAUGUUUAUUCACAUUAUAUUUUUAACGACGUUGUAAAAACCAAACCGCCUAUUCUGCCAUAUUACGUACGUUUUAGUUUGUGUGUGUGUGUGUGUAAUAUGAAAUUUAUAACAUUAAUAUUAUUGUUGUUACAUUGAUGUCCUGAUUAUUAUUGAACCCUGCGCCCCUACGAAGUGGAUGUCAAGCAGUAGUUAACUCUAAAGGGGACAUUUGGGGGAAAAUGAUUUUUUCCUUCUAAGUCACUGCCCUGACAUGUGGGAUUGCCACUCUCAUUACUGCAAUGCAAAUUUUAGUGAGGGCUUUUUCCCCCCUUUCUCCUUGCUGUGGAUUACUGCACUGUGUGCCACAGGUUCAUAAGAUCCUUUUUUGUUUUUCCCCUUUCAAACCUGUUCAGCAAGUAGUAGUGAGGUUCCAUCCAGCCUUACUUCUCUUGGCCUGAUAAAAUUUAUUUCCUGCAAACUAGUAUAACCAGUUUAUUUUCCCUCCUUCCUAAACAUCACCGACGUAUUGAGCAAAAUUAAUUGCAAUCCAUCUUUAUCUUUCCUGAAUCUGAUUGUCAUUAAUCAAAUUAUAUAAGCCGUGCAAACAGUUAUUUAAUAUGUCAUGUCCCCUUUAAGUAAUCUUUGCCCGUACAUUGGUUCCCCUUUGCGUCAUCAGCAUAGGAAGCACAGGGUAUCUGCACUUUCUUUUUUUUUUAUUCAGUUCUAUUUUUUUGAGCAUAUUCGAUUCCUUUUUGUGAAUAUUGUGAUUAUCUAAUAAUGCUUUAGCGAUGGGUUCGUGGCUCCUGUCUUGCAAAGGGAUCCUAUUUUACCCAUUGGAAUACAUUAACCACCUGAGAAUUUGUAGCUCUGCUCAUAUGUUACAUAUGAGCCUCUUCCUUUCUGUAAAAAUUUUUUUUUUUUUUCGAGAUACCAUCUAUGACAAUUGUAGUUUUUUAUUAUUCUAAUAUUUGUAUCUACUGAAACUCUAAUUCUUAAACCUUUGACCACGUUUGCUGUUAACACACUGCCACAGGCUAAAAAACUCCACGUGUACACACUACAUUGCCCAACAUGCUGAGCCAACCUGCCUAAUGUCUUUUAGACUUUGUGGGCAAUUUAGUUUGGAAAUUGGCAGUGCCAAGGUCAGAAUGUCUCUCGAGAGGCUAGACACAGUGUUUUUGUUUUGUACGUCUUAAAAUUAAAAAAAGUGACUAUAAUAUGCUCAGAUUGGAGAUGCUGUGGUCAUAGUUGUCGUGAAUGCAGGUUUUUAGAGGGAAAACAAAAUAAACAUUUUUGCAAUUCCUUGUAGAGGGGCGCAUUCUUCUUUUGGGCCUUGUGUCCGGAUCCUGCUGAAUAUGUUUACCGUUGCCAUUCAGAGUGUGGCCCGUUCGACAAUCAUUCCUGACAUUCUUCUAUAUAUGGGAAAUACCAGAAGCGUUGGCGAGAACGUAAGCCCAGGAAUAUGUUCUCCGCCCUGGAGCUGAGUUACGCACACACCCAUUAUUGGAAAAAACAGGGCUCAUCUCUAAGACUGAGCGUCGACAACACUCGUCGUGAUUUAACUGCAUUUCAGGAGGGUUUUAGGGGAGCAGGAUGGAAAGUUGCAGCAUUGGUCUGACUGCAACACACAGUACUCUCAGCCUGCCAGAGUGAGACUGAGAACAGCCUUCAGUAGCCAGCAAUAAACGCUACAUUGAGAAAGCAUCACACUUUUUUAGUUGGCCAAAACUUGCAACCCCCCUGCCAAACUUGUACAAGUUUAGUGAAUGACCCUAUGCUUCUACCCUGGUUGCAAUAAAUAUAUGGAUCAGAAACAAAUAAUCAAUAAACGCUUUAUGUAAACGAAGUACUCAUUAGCAUGUGAUUGCUGUGAUAGUGGUGUGCGUAUUUCCUGUGCCGUAUAUGGCAGAGAUUUUUUUUUCCUAGUUAAUUUUCCAGGACUCUUCCCCUUUAACACCAUCUAUAUUGUGGGAGCCAUCCUGCCAGACUGGAAUUCCUGCGGGCUUGUUCCUUUCACUCUCGUACUUGCUCAAAAAGCUGUUUUUAGUAAAAUAGAGUAAGGUGCCAGAGCCAAGAACAGAAUGUCUUUUUUGGCAGUUGCAAGCGAAACAGAUUAUUUUAUUCCAGGUUAUUAAAAAAAAAAAAAAAAAAUACUGUUAAAUAGCCCUUGUGUUUAGCAGAAAGUUGGGCUUAAGACACACUAAAAAAAUAUACAGAAUGUGAGUUUUUGCUAUUUUGAUUAGUGUGUUUUUGGUCUAUUUCCCCCUCCCCCACUUGCCAUUGCUCUGUCUCGCAAUUUUCAGUAAUUCUGUAUCCAAUAUAUAUAAACCGUAGCUUAUUCUGUACAUUCCAUCUGAUCUGUAAGGUACUUACUGGCCAUCUGAUUGUGGUUCUGGUGGUAGCUCUGUGUAUAAUAAACAUUGUGUUAUAUGGUCUGCUGCUGGACUGCUUGGUAGGAUAAAUAAUUCUAUCCAUAAAUCGAUAGCGUGAUCCAUGCUGGGAUUGUAUGGUAACGGUUACGGAGUUUAAUAGUAGCGGCCUUCUGAAUCCCAUAUGCAGGAAUUUGGGUGAACUCUGCAAAAAUGUGUUUAACGUGGUAACUAGGCAUAGUCUUUGAAGUUUUGGAGUCUAGUUUGACUGUUGGCUAUUUUUUUGUUUCACCCACCCUCCCCCACCCAUUAUUUUUAAUUUUAAAUAAUUGUAUCUUUAAAUAAAGUGUUCCACAUUGGAUCUACCUCUUGGGGCAUGUAGCAGGUUCAGAAGCUGUUAUGAAGAGGCGUGUUCGUCUUCUGUUUCUAUACGAGGUGUUUUUCUUUUCUUUUUGUGUUCUCACCGAUGUCCUUAAAUGACCCCUUCCCUACACGCUCCUGUCUCCUCGCCAUGGGAUUUCUUUUUUGUGUGUGCUGGGUUCCCUGUGAUCUUGUAGUGGCUUUGUAAAUCUGCUUAUUUAAUAGUGUUCCUUGUUGGUAGCUCUAGAUUUACUCCAUAAAACAUCUGGCAACAAUCACUAUACAUAAUUCAGUGGGAACAGGGCAGCGCUGCAGACGAAAAGCUGUACUCGUCUUAUUCUGUGAUGGAGGAAUUCGUAAGGUCAGAGGCACUGACCUGAUGUGUAUGGGGAAGUGUAUACUCUAUAUUGUGGUGUGUGUUUGUUUUUUGUUUUUUUUCUACUAUAUAUUUUUUCUUAAAUUUUUCUUGAGUAAAAAUGUUUUAGGUUUAAAAAAAAAAACAACAACUUUGCACACUGUUUGUUUGUAGAGCAUAAACCCCAAUCACUGUUCGAUGUUAAGAUCUGGUCUUCACGGCAGAUUCUCAGAUGGGUCACAACCCGAGCACUUUCUCAGUGUGUGAAAGUUGUCACAUGAGAAGUAAUGCAUUGACACCGAACGAUGAUGACUUUAUGAGACGUUUACAUUGUAAGAAGUUUAAACUGCCAAGAUAUGUUGCAUUCUUGCUAUAAAGCUGAUAAAGUGCGUGAUUUGCCAAGUUUUGCACGAAGUUUGUUGUAUUUUUCCUCUUCCUUCUGUAUUGUGAGAUGUUUAUAGUAAACUCCUUGUACGUAGCUUUGUGUGGAGUUUUGUUUACGUAUUCUUCUCAAACCUUUUUCUUUCAAUCCUUAUUUGACACUCUGACAUUCUAUAGCGAGCAGUUGAUACAAAGUAUUUUAAGGUCCAGCUGGUAUUGUCCAGUUUGUCUCAUUUUCGAAAAAUACUGAACUCGAUCUUUAAACUGAGUUCUGAACUCUUGAACCUUGGCCUAUGUCAACACAGGAGCUUUGGGUAGAGUGCCUGGUGCGGUUUAACACAUUUUAGCUACUUGUGCUAUUUGAGAUGGCCAUUUACGACUCCGGCAGGUGGGACUCAGACUAUUUUCCUGCAGACCCCUCUUGGUGAACAGGUUGAAAAAUUUCGCCUCCUGUUUGCGUUUAGGUGUCCCAAGAUUGACCAGCAGGAGGUUGGUGAAAUGUCUCAUAUAUAAGACCCCACCAAAGCUUUCUGUAUAUAUCAUUCACUUUAUGUGAAAUAUCUCCCACUGCCGAUGUAAAGUGUGACAUGGUCCUCACUAUGAUAUUUAAUAGCGAAAUAUCUACUAUAAUAAUUAAAUUAACUAUAUUUUGCAUUGAGGUGCCAAACACUGUGGUUCACCUCUGUCGCACUUUGAGGUCGUGUGGCUGGGAAAGGUUUUGUGCUUGGUCAACGAAGGCCACUUUUUAAGGGGUUAAUAAGAGAGAGACACAGAGUGCCGUUGACAAGCUCCUGCCAAAGGAUUUUCUGAGCCAGCGGAUAUGCACUUUACAUUAAACAAGACAUUAGGGGCACAGAGAACAGCUCACAUAACCAGGUUGUAAAUAAUUAACCAACUUAUUGCUUUUCCUCCCCGCUAAUACAGCCCUAAUUCUGUUUUAGUCGCCGGCCCAGUGCAUUUUCGUAGGUUAAAUGUUUCCGUUUGCUGAGGCCUGUGUUAUUUGCUACUCCAUAUUAAAUGUGAAGUAGAUCUGUAACCGGGGUUUUGUCCUUGUUUUUAUUUAUUUAUUUUCCUCUAUUCUUCAUGCUGUUAAUAUAGUGUUUAUUUUUAACCCUCGCAAUGCAUUGUUUGUCGGCUCAGUGUUUGCACAGAAAGGGUUAAGCCACUGCUUUUAUUGAUGUUUUUUUGCAAGUUCUUAGCUCAGGGAAUCCAUCCAACUCAAUUUGGAGACACGAAGUACUUUAAUUUCUCCUGUGACUCUUGCAGGCGUUAAGCGUUUGUUGACCUGUGAUCGUCAUGGCGUAUCAGGUUUGUGAUCUACUUGCUAUACUGUAAAAGGAAGAGGGGGGGGGGUGAUCUUCCUUAUUGGCAACCUGGGGAUGGAGGUUGGGGGGGGAGAGAGCUGGUGCUAUUAGUAGGAUAUCAGUCUCUAAAUCGUCAUUUAUUCUGGAUGUCCUCCUAUUGGGGGGGUGUUUUAUUUUGUGUGUAUAUAUAUAUAUAUAGUUUUUUUUUUUCUUAUUUCAAAUUUAUUUAUUUAUUUCAUCCCAUUUCUAAUUUUUAUCUAUGUGAAUCAUGUCACAAAAGGUCAAUUUGUGUGUGGUUGUGUAUAUUUUGUUUUUACUUUUUAAAGAAUGACUUUAUUCACUGCCUUUAUAGUAACCAAAAACUUCAUGUCCCCCUCACCCCGUUUGUGAACUAUGAAUGACAUAUUCUGCACUAACCCAGGAAGUUUCUUCACUUCCAGCACGAACCUAUUAGCCGUCACUAUUUCUAGGCAGUCGUGUGUCGAUUAACACAUACACACGCAGACAACUGAGUCACCCUGAGUCAUCUUUCCAAAUAAUUCUCAUUUUGCCGUGAUGCUGUGUUGACCUCCUACAUUGCAGCUAAUAUUAAACUGAUACCUCACAAGCGUGUGAUACAUUUUAUUGUCUUCAAUAGGCUUCUAACAUCAAGGACAAAGCAGGCAUUUGUGUCUUUUUAUAGAGCAGCGUGUAUGCAGGGUACAUCACUGCGCUGGCUGCAUUGAAUUUAUUUGAAUGGCAGACGGAUCUGAGUGCCGGGUUUUCUAUAGUCGUGCUUUCUUUUUUUUGUUUUGUGUCGUGUACAGAAGAUAUUUUUAGCUGCCUACAAGCACCCAUUUCGAGCUGCCGUGGCGUUAACAGGUUAGGCUUUUAAUUGCGGAUAUAAAUGUAAACGUUAGUCAGCAGUGAUGGCCAAUCAAGGGCACAAGAUGUCUUUUGUCUGAAAUCAAUUGCUGCGUCUCGGGGAUGAUGGAAUCAAGAUAGGCUGUAAUUUGUUGCAAUUUCUUCAGCAUUUUGUUUAAUAAGUUCCCCGGCCUUUCUGGAGGAAUCACGGCAUGUAAAUUUAUGCAAGGAGUAUUCUCUGGGGAUGUGGGUGAAAAUACAACACCCCUUCGGCCUUUCUAGCAAAGGGAUCUUCUAGCUAACAGAUCACUCUGGAGCCAUGUAUUUGUUUUCUUCUAUAAAUGUUGCUGUGAUUGGUGGUUUUGUGGUUUGUUUUAGCUUUUGUUUUGUUUUUUCAUGUCUCUGCUGCCCUGUGUAUAAUGUGGGUAAAUUCUGAGUUAACUUUCAAUAAGAAACUGGCCUAUGGUCAAAACUUGUCUUUCUAAAAUACAUAAGAAAAAGAUUGUAUUUCAUGUUAAAUUUUUUUGUUUUGUUUUUAGGUCUGUGACACCUCCGUGCUAACCAUGAGUGGAAUACUAAAGCGGAAGUUUGACGAACUAGAAGAUGACUCCACCUAUUCUUCUUCCUCUUCAUCACCGUCCUCAUCCAACACUUCAUCGGGAGGGGAGUCUGAUGAUGAGUAUGCCCCCAGCCCCAGGCCUUUGAUCAAAGAUUUCAUCCGUAAGUGGCAUAAUCAGUGGGUUUUGUUUAUAGAUUAUUCUAACCAUAAUUUCUUACAAUGGCUGACUUUAUUCUCUAUAUCUGUCUGAUUGGGGGCAUCGUUUUGUUUUCACUUCUGCGUGGCUAUGUGCACUUAGCCUUGAUAGGGUUAAUGUCAAGCUAUGUUAAGGAAUCCUCAACCAUAAACUAAGCUCACCUUCUCUGGGCUCUCUGAAUCAUUCGGCUCAUGUCCCAGCUGCUGUGCUGUGAAUGCUGGGUGUUCUUUAAAUAAUCUGCAUAGUUUCCAUAGUUGCCUGGGUAAAGUUGUCAGCUUUUCAACACCUGUGUAAACAGUUGGGGUGGGAGAAUACUUUCCCUUCUGGCUUCAUUCAUUCAUCCUGUCCUAUAUUAGGUACCUCCUUUUACUGUGUUUUGGGUUUUUAUUUGUCACCCCCCAGUGCCUUUCCAAGCUUAAAAUUGGCAUUUUGUGAACAUGCUUGUAUGCAGAGGGAGUUGGUUCUCGUUUAUGUUCUAGUUUAGAAUGUAAAAUGUGUCCAGCAUCUGUUUUAUACACGCAGUUCCAUAAAUCUUUCUUGCUCCAUAUUCCAUUUCUAGGAUAUACUUUGUAGCCUGUGAAAUAUAUGCAGUAACCCACCUCUUCAACACGUCUAAUGUUAAACCUGUUUGCUUUUUCAGCUACGUCCAUCUUGAAAAAAGCAAAACUCCUUAAGAAGAACAAAGUGGAAUUUGACCAAGUGACCGUGUUUUAUUUCCAACGAUGCCAAGGCUUUACCAGCAUUCCCAGCCGAGGUGGUUGCACUCUUGGCAUGAAGCGCAAGCAUUGCUCCGUAAGGCAUUACACACUGGAAGAAUUCUCUAAGGAACAGCUAAGCCGACGGAGGGAGAGAAUGAAGGAACGGUUAAAAGAAGAGAAGCUGCUGACUUUAAAGAACCUGGUACGUGUAAGGUGGCAUGUUGUACUGUAUGAAAUAGUAACCGAAAAAUCUAAAACCAGGUUAUACUAGCAUAAACACAUAUGGCAUGUCAACAAAGUAGUCAGAUGCCAUCUUUUUCUAUUACUUAUUUAAAAAAAAUAUAUAACUAUAUGUUCCUUGCUUGCAUGGUUUUCCAAUAUGUAUUUAUUUUAUCCUCUCCUCUCAGUUCACAAUGAAUGGAACUAUAGAGUCCGAAAAGGCCAAUAACCUCUCCAUUGAUGACAUCUGUGACGAAGACAUCGAUAUGAACAAUGCAGAGAUUGAUGAUGGCUUUUCUCCACGCAUGUAUCCUCCCAAGAAACGCAGAGUUUUGCUUAAAAGUGAAGGUGUGAAGAAGAUUGACAAAUCUGAAAAACACGAGCUAAAUGAAAUCAGGAAAUCGAGAAAGGACUGCGGGUGUGAUUGUCAAGACUUCUGUGAUCCAGAGACCUGUGCUUGUUACUUGGCAGGAAUCAAGUGUCAGGUAGGUUCAGAAACAUAUACAGUUGGACUUUUGACUCUAUAAAUAAUUGUUUGUUUUUCAUUUUCUAGUAAGAUUAAACUGUUGAAUUAAUGCAGAUGAUGUUGUAAGGAAUACAUUUUUGCUAAUUUUUUUUCGUUCUUCUCUUCAGAGAGAUCAUUCAACCUUUCCGUGUGGUUGUACAAAGGAUGGUUGCGACAACCCGAAUGGAAGAGUAGAAUUCAAUUCAUCCCGGGUCCAAACCCACUUUUUACACACUGUUAUGAAACUCGAGUUGGAGGAAAAGAGUCAGAGCAAUGACAGUGAUAGCAAUGAAGAGCCUGAAGACUCCGACAGUGAGAUACUUAAUCUGUUUGGUGGUCCAACUGUAGCAACUAAUGUAACUGAAGAAAGAACUGCUCCUCUGACCACAUCCUAUCAGUUCAGCAUGGACUUGGAAGCUUCUGGUGAGAAUAGUUGCAGUAGUGACGUAACUGAUAUCUCCACAUCAUCCAACCAGAGUGAAGACUCCGAAGAGCCUUAUGAAACUACUCCUUCUGACAAAUCCCAGUCCGAUGUUGACGAUGACUAUUUGGCAAGGAUUCUCCAUUUCAAUGACUCGGAGUAUGAGGAGAACAGCACUGACUGCCAAGAUAAUUUAAGCUUUUUUCAUCCGGCAGAUUUCUUUUGUGAUAAUGUUUACGAGUCUCUUUCUAAUACAGGAAAACCUACUAGUGGGAUCUACCCAAAUUCAUUGUCGGACAUUUCCAAAUGCAUAGAUGAAAAUGCAAAUCAAGGAGCAGGUUGCUUUUCUGAUGACCGGACAUCUUUGGCAACAUCUAAUGAAUCGACUGAUUCUGGAAACAAUGUGGAACCCCAUUUUAAAAACUAUAUGGAUAUCAGCCUUUCCUCAGACUGUUUUGAGUUGGUUUAUCCUGACUACAACUUGGGACCUCUUUAUAACUCGUUAAAGGAGUAUGAUAAUUUAACAUAUCAGCCAGUUAAUAUUCCAGGAUUUUCCCAAACUGCAGACCCUCAUGCAAGCUUUCUGGAAUCAUUAAUUGGUUCAUCUGAAUCCAUUCCAGAUACCUCUGUCCCUUUUACUGAUAAUCAACUUCUCCUUGAAGAUGCUUUCAAAUCCUCUUUUAUGGAAUCGCUCAUAGCCUAGAAUGUGAUAACCGACUGAUGAACUGUGCUUUUGUUACAGUUCUGAAAUGGAUUGAAUGUUUCUAUCUUAUUUUUACAUGGAUUAAAAAAAAUAUAUAUAUAUAUUUUCUGUUUACUGCCAGAACCUACCAGUUUACCAUACAUCAAUUUGAACAAAUUUUUUUUUUUUCUUUUCUAAAACAAAAGACCUGUAUAUAGUUUGUGAAUACAUUCUUAAUCUUUGUAAAGCUCUAAACCAUUUCUAAUGUCUGGCCAUAUAAAUAAGACUUUACAAUGCUUUUAAAAACAAAAGAUAAGUGUAUUGUAAAAAAAAAAAAAAAUCCCUUUUCAUAUGUAGAGAGCACUACUUGUGUUUACAAAGAGUAAAAAAAAAAAAAUAUAUACUUUAUACAGAACUAUUUAUUGCAUAUUCCAGGAAUGCGUCAGAAGCUUGAAUUAGCAUUGGAUUUUAUUUAAAUUGGAAAUACCUCAGAUUUAUUAUGAGUACAAUCAUAUUUUUCAUAAUAGAUCUGCAUUAUUUAUAGAACUACAUCCCUGUGUUUUCUGUGCUUUAAGAGAAAUAUUGUGGGGGUGAGAUUUCUCUGCAAGUCACAUUCUGAACGUGCAAUAUUACAGCUGUGACUUAAACAUACAGAAAAUCUGUCAAUUUUUCCAGGUGACUUCUUUUUAUUGCUAUAUUUGCUCCAUUAGUAAGCCAUACCUUUUAAAACAUAAUAUAAAUUCAACUCUAUUUAAUUUUAUGAUUUAAAUUAUUUACUUUAUUUAUUUUAUUUUUUUAUUUUUGGUGUUGGGGGUGUCAUUGCCAUAACAUGUUUAGAUGUCAAGCAGUUGAAGGGGUACCCAAUUCAAAGGGUCCAUCAGGAUACAGUUGUGAGAACAUUUUAAAAAUUCUUGAAUUUAAAGAGCCAGAAAAGCUGUUUAUAAGCAGUUUUUUUUGUUUUGUUUUUUUAAUAUCUAUUCAAAACAAGUGUUCCUUAUCACAAAAUAAAAGUAGUUUCAUUUUAUGAUCAAUUAACAUAUAUUAUGCAGGUUAUUUAUAUUUGUGGUUUUAUAAUAAAGUACUGUCACAAAUUAAUAAAUUUGAUUAUUUAUUGUCUUCAUAGCCAUUUAUAAUAGCCUUGAGCAUUUUUUUUAAAUUUUUUUUCUAAAAUUAACUUAUAUUUAAAAUAUCAAAGCUUUAAAAUCUAAUACAGAUAUUUAAGUAAUAAUGUUAAUAGAAUGGACUUUUUUUUUAUUGACAACUUUCCAAAAUCAGAGUCCAAACUUUGUAAAUUUUGACUUAUUAUAUUCUAUUUAUUUUUAAUGAGGCCAAGAGACCAAUAGCCAUUGCAUUGACAUUAUUGCUGCUCUAACAAAAAGUUAAUUUUAGUAAUGUGAAAAUCUCAUAACAGCUUUUCUAGAACCAGCCUACUAUCGUGCCCGUCCAGUAUCCUGAAAAAAAGGGUUUCUGUAAAAUAUUAAAGAAAUUGACUUAUGUUUUGUUGUUAAAGAUUGACUUAUGUGGCAACUGAUUUGUGAAAGGGAUUUUAGGAAGAAAUAUGAUGCCUGAUCUGGUUAGAGUUCAACUAAUUCUUAAGGUUGAGCUAAUCGAUGAUGUGUGUCUUGCUGUGUACCGUGGGUGCCCGAAUAUGGCGCAAAUGCUGUUCUUGUACUGCACCGCCAUUGUUCUCUGCCUGCAGGUGGCGCUGUUAUUGUGAAUUGUCUUAACUCAGGGUAACCCUUUUGUAACUUAUUGUAUCAUACAAAACUUGGGUGGACAAUUUUUUUUUUUUUCCUUCAAUUUUCAAUCUGCAAAAACUAAUGUUCUUUCCUGGUGGAUGGUUUAUAAUGGGGGGUGCAGUCCAAAGAAAAUACCGUGACUGCCCCGUGGUGGUCUGCUAGUUUAUGUUGUGUUCACUUUGUACAUAUUUAUCAUCCGUCAUUUUCAAGUUUCCUCAUGCAAAUAUAGUCAGGAACGCACUGCACCUACCUGUAGCCAUGCUAUGGCCCAUGCUGUGUGCCAAAGGUUUAAAAUGCAGAGCUGUUCAUUUUGGUACAUUGCACUUUGUUAAAAUAAUUGUACACAGAAGUGCCUUCACCAGCAUUAGAAUGUAUGUUGGCGUAGAUUCUCCACUUACCCCACAAGUGUAAAAUGGUAAUUUUAUUUAGCAGAGCAAUAUACAAAUAUUUUUAUUUAAUUUAAAUUUUUUUUGAAUUUAAAAAAAAAUAAAAUAUUUUUGGGGAAGAAAAUCUGUCAACCUUUCCCAUUAUUUAAAAAAAAUCUAAAUCCUUUUUGGCUUUUCUCAGUAGUUUGGCUUUAUAGACUGUCAGAACUGUGUGAGCCUUUACAGUUUAAUAAUGAUGCCAUUUUGUAUAAUAUUUUUGAAUUUGAAUACAUACGCCUUCUUUUGCUAACAAAUAUUUAAAAAAACAAAAACAGGCUUUUCUCUCAUGAAGAAUUAGUGGGCAUAUUUUGGAUAAUUUAGCGAUAUAGUAAAUUUCUGGAGUUCUAUUGAGUCUGUAAAUUAAUACAAUUGAUUGAUUUGAAAUAACUCAUCCCACAAAAACGUGUUUGACAUUGUAUAAAAUGUUGUCAGUUGCCACAAUUAAUUUUGGGGAAAAAAAUGGAGUAUAAAACUCUGUCUUGAAAGUGUUACAAGAUUGUUAUUUUUGUUGUAUUAUUGGUCACACAGUUCUGACAGGGUAAUACUUAUUCUAAAAACCUCUCAAGUAUUUUAAGAACGAUAACCUUUUGGAAUUUAAGAUGUUGGCAAUAAUUAUCUGGUACUCUAUAUGUAUUUAUUGGCACUAAUAUAACUUUAUUUGUUACAACAUUCCUUGGUUACGUUGCAAACUGUAUAUUUAAUAUAUGCGUUAACUCAAAUAUCCUGCCUUCAGAGUUCUGUGCAUUUAAUUUAUUUGUGCCAAAAACAAAGAUUGUAUUUAAAAAUAAAUAAAAUAAAAACAUUUUGAGGGGGAAUACAGGGAUUUAUUUUUCUUUGCUCCCCCUCAUGAAUGUGAGUGAGUGUGUGUGUGUGUGUGUAUAUAAAAUCUUGUUUAAUUAUACAUGGGUAUUUAUUGACACCGCUUAUAAUUGUACUUCCUUCACAAUAAUUUGACUUCAAAUGUUUUGUGUAAAUAUUUGUGGGGUUUUUUUCCCUUUUUUUUUUUUUUUGCUUUGAGUGCAAAUUGUUUUUGUACAUUUUAUAAAAGCAGAAAAAAUAUUGCAGCUCCAGUCUGUCAUUUCAUUAAAGCAAUAUGAAGAAAAUAUCCAUUACACU